AGCAAUUCAGCGCCUUUGCUUUUCUUUUUUUUUUUUCUUAUUUCUGAUCAUCAGACCUAUUGCCACAGAUUUCUGGGGAGGGAAAAGAGAAGCCUCCUCGUCCACCUCCUCCUCACUCUCCGCACGUCCGCGGGCGACGGCGGCGUCGGCUCCGUGCAGCUCUGACCGCGCGGCUGUGCACGCCGUCUCUCUCCUCCUGUGCUUGCACGCUCUCUCACCGGCGUGCUCGGACGAACGAGCAAACGAAGCUCUGAGGAGAGGACUCGGGUCAGCCUUCCACAGGACAGGAAGUGGGAGUCAGAGCUUCGGUGUGCGCUCGUACCUGCACCUCUUUUACGAGGACUGUGCCUUCGCCACACCCAGGGAUGAGGAGGAAGACCAAGACUUCAAGGGAGAGUCCCUAUCCUCAAUGUCCUGGUACUCGCUGCUCUGGAAGGCCAGCCUUCCAGCAGGGCUCCUCCUGGUGGUCACCGGCAGCGUUGCGCUGAGCGUGGGGCUGCUCCUGCCCCCGCAGAUCGAGGGCUUCGGGGAAGGGGAGCUGCUGAUGGUGGACGAGCGCGCCAUCGGGCACAACGGCAUGCUGGCGGCAUGCCGCCUGGCAGGGGGGCUGCUGCUGGCCCUCGGGGGAACGGUGCUGUUGGCCUGCACCCUGGCGUCUCCCAUCUGCAGGGCGAUGGAGAGGAUCAGGGACGACGGCACCUACCGCCCCGGCGCCAGCGAGUCGCCCAGGGCCUGGCCUGUCCCCAACAUAUCGCCCAUCCAGUCCAUGCUGCCCGUCAGCCUGUCACCCACGUUCAGCGUCCAGCCCAAAUCGGGGCUCUGAGCACCUCAGGAAAGGGUAGCCGCAGUUCAUUGCUGGGAGGGCAACUUAUUCAUGCCCUCAGACUGCCUGUCUGACCUCACACGUCUCUCACGGCAACGCGGGCCCGUCUUGUCAGAAACACGCUCCUGCUUACUCCAAACGUGUCCAGGGCCAUCUUUCGUUGUCACGCUGUUGUCACUCAUGAAAUCGGUAGCACAUGUGUUCAUCACCCGAGAACCUUAUUGCCUUUAUUUCCAGCAUUUUAGGCAAAUAAGCUCUGUGUGAAACCGUG
This is a messenger RNA of Megalops cyprinoides (Indo-Pacific tarpon), 1094 nucleotides long. Its product is annotated as neurensin-1-like. The record is from RefSeq and is a predicted model, not a curated record. Gene Ontology annotation, biological process: nervous system development. Lineage: Eukaryota; Metazoa; Chordata; Actinopteri; Elopiformes; Megalopidae. Gene Ontology annotation, cellular component: neuronal cell body; transport vesicle; neuron projection. The transcript has 3 exons. The coding region runs from base 410 to 823 and encodes 137 amino acids.